GUGGCGAGAAACAUAUACCGCGCACCGGGAAGGAAGGCGGCAGCAGCAUGAAGAUAGCAUGGAAGAACAAAGCUGCUGGGGGACGAGGCAAGAAGCGGUCGCUUCCUUCCUCCGUCGACCUCAAUCCCAGCCUCCCUUUCGACAGGGGAGAGGACGACCCCCCCGCCGCCGCUGCGGGAGCCGAAGCAGGGAGAACGAACCCUGACAGUGGCCAAGAAACCCCAACCGAUGACCAUCACAUCAAGAAUAUCGCUGAUUCCUUCCGUUGUCAGGGGAAUCAGCUGGCCGAGGAUGGAAAGUACCAUGAAGCUUUAGGGAAGUGGGAGGCUGCACUGACAUUGGAACCAAAAAAUGCUGUGCUCCAUGAACAAAAGGCACAGGUUUUACUUGAACUAGGUGACUCAUGGAAUGCCUUAAAAGCAGCCACUCAAGCUACAGAGCUGCAACCCUCAUGGUUUGAGGCUUGGCUUACGCUUGGUAGAGCACAGCUAAACUUUGGAGAACCUGAUUCAGCAAUUGAAAGUUUUGACAGGGCUCUAAAAAUUAAGCCGGACCAUGAAGAUGCACAGGCCGACCGUGUUACUGCACAUCGUCUAGUGAAGAAGCGCAGACAAUUGGAGGCAUCAGGUUUGAAGGUUGCCGAUAGUCGUUAUAAGGUUGGAGAUAAAGUUGAAUCAUGCUAACCUCCAGAAAAUGACAUUGCAAGAGAUCCCAGUGUCACUUGUAAAUUUACUGAAGACAUUCAUGCAUGCAAGUCCCCAAGGAUCUAAGGGGAUUACAGGAUAUAGCAAACAGCUUUUCCAGUGAGGGAAACCUGAAAGAGCUUUGUCGAGUUGUAUUCUGGUAGUGUCAAGCUUUUGCAGGGAGGAAUAUUUUGUACUUGCUCACAAUUUGCUUGUUCCUGCAAAAUUGAUCUUUUCCUUAUUCUUUUC
Molecule: messenger RNA, 932 nt
Organism: Musa acuminata subsp. malaccensis (wild Malaysian banana)
Lineage: Eukaryota; Viridiplantae; Streptophyta; Magnoliopsida; Zingiberales; Musaceae
Molecular function (GO): protein binding
Source: RefSeq, a predicted model, not a curated record